Molecule: messenger RNA, 1144 nt
Organism: Erythranthe guttata (spotted monkey flower)
Lineage: Eukaryota; Viridiplantae; Streptophyta; Magnoliopsida; Lamiales; Phrymaceae
Product: gamma-interferon-responsive lysosomal thiol protein
Molecular function (GO): oxidoreductase activity, acting on a sulfur group of donors, disulfide as acceptor
Source: RefSeq, a predicted model, not a curated record
ACACCCACACCCACCCACCAUAUAUAAAAACACAGAUACACAGAAAGAGAGAGAGAGUGUUACUUUUAAAAAAGGAAAUGAUGAUGUCUUCUGAAAGACAACUCCAUAGUUUCAGCAGCAGUACUCUAACUGUCUUAAUAUCUGUAUUUCUGGUUUUGUUCAUAAUAUCACAACCACCUCAUCAUCAUCAUCAUCAUGCAUCUGCUGCCCGUAUUAUGGAAACUGAUAAUCAUGAUCCCUUCUCCGACAUUUCAAACAGGGUUAAUCUCUCUGUCUACUAUGAAUCUCUGUGCCCAUAUUGUGCAAACUUCAUAGUCAACCAUCUCGUCAACAUUUUUCAGACAGAUCUCAUCAACAUUGUCAAUCUCAGGCUAAUCCCCUGGGGCAACACUCAAAUUCAGCCCAACGAUACCUGGAUUUGCCAGCAUGGUAUAGACGAGUGUAAGCUGGAUGUUACAGAAGCAUGUGCAAUAAAUGAGUGGCCUCAAGUGGAGACUCAUUUCAGGUUCAUAUACUGCGUAGAGAGACUGCAUUUGAUGAACAAGCACACCCAGUGGCAAUCUUGUUUUGCUUCAAAUGGUUUUGAUCCUAAACCCCUUGAUAAUUGCUACAAUAACGGCCUCGGAUAUCAGCUUGAGAAAACAUAUGCUGAUGAAACGGCUAAUCUGAAUCCAAGACACAAAUUUGUGCCAUGGGUGCUUGUCAACAAUUUUCCUCUUCAACAAGAUUAUCAGAAUUUUGUAGGCUACAUUUGCAAAGCAUACAGAGGAGGAUAUAAGAAGCCAAAUGCUUGCAAAUCAUCUACUAUUUCUACCUCUUUAACCAUCAACUCAUCUGAAGCAGCACCAAUUUCUACACCCCAAGUUACCAAUCCCUAAGACUACUUAUUAAUGAAUCGGGGACGCUUGUUUUGGAAUGAAUACAAAAUUUGAAGUACUCCCUAAUAACAAUAAUAAUAAUAAUAUAGUUCUAUUAUAUUAAUGAUCGAUCAUAUAUAUGUAUUAGUUUCAAUAUUGCGAUGUGCACUUGAUAUGUUUCAAAACAUAUUCCAUAUAUGUAAGAAUUAGUAACUAUAUAUACAGCUUCGUGUUGGCCGAUGUGUUAAUCUAUUAGUUAAAUGGAAAAACCAACAUACAUGGCAUAA